AUGGCAUCCGACGAUUCAGCCUCUCUCUCAGCACAAGUCAACAAGCUCAACCUGACAGACUCACCGAACUCCCAAUCCUCAACGCAACCCUCCGAGCUCGUCGCCGUAGUCGAUGACUUACUCAACCAACUCUCCUCGAAAUUCAACAAUGUCUCGGCGGAGAUUUUGACGAAGAUGGACGACAUGUCCAAGCGACUCGAUGCGCUCGAGACACAGAUUCAAGCCGGGAAUGCUGCGGCGGCUGCUCAGGCUGAGGGUGCUGGGGAUGAUAAGUAG
Messenger RNA from Zasmidium cellare ATCC 36951, 276 nucleotides. RefSeq lists its product as uncharacterized. Gene Ontology annotation, molecular function: transcription corepressor activity. NCBI's taxonomy places the organism in Eukaryota, Fungi, Ascomycota, Dothideomycetes, Mycosphaerellales, Mycosphaerellaceae. Gene Ontology annotation, biological process: cellular heat acclimation. Gene Ontology annotation, cellular component: cytosol; nucleus. The coding region runs from base 1 to 276 and encodes 91 amino acids. The transcript has 3 exons. The record is from RefSeq and is a predicted model, not a curated record.